UCCGAGAGAAGUUCCCCAAAAAUGGCAGGCAUCCUCGCUCGCGCCGGCGCCACCGCCGGCCUCCGGCGGCAUCAACAAGAAACCAGCUGGGGAGGCCGUCGGCGCCGUCUCAGCAGUGCGGUCGUCGUCGCGGCCGUGACCGGGGCCGCGCCGCAGGAGGGAGCGCUGGAGCGGCCAGCGUGGUCCGGGGAGACCCCGGUGUCGCGGCUCGUCGCCGCUCUCAUCGCCUUCAAGCCGCUCUACUCCCUCAUGAAACUCGCCUCCCGCGAGGUCAUCAUCAGGACGGCGGAGAAGUCCAACAUCCCGUGGAGGGAGAUGACGAAGAAGGUGCUGGAGUCGGACGUGUACGAGGUGUUCGAGAGAAUAAGAGACCCCAACAUCGUCUACCCUGACUAUUAUUUGAGCCCAUUCCACGCCUAUGACGAGGGGAACCUAUCAUGGCUGGCUGCAGCUGAGGCCGAGGCUGCAACCUUUUCGAUUGCAAAGAGGGCUAUACCGGAGGCUACUUCGAUCCAAGAAGCAAACAAUAUAGUCCGCGGAAACUGGAUGAAUGCGAUUGAGGAGCAUCACCUCAAGUACUCGGGGAGGAACUGUCAGAUCAAUGACAUUUUGGACAUUGGCUGCUCUGUUGGAGUAAGCACCAGAUACCUGGCUGAGAGGUUCCCUUCGGCUAAAGCUGUUGGACUAGAUCUAUCACCCUACUUCCUCGCCGUUGCAGCACAAAAGGAAGAACAGCUGUCUCGGCAAAAUCCUAUUCGUUGGGUUCAUGCAAACGGCGAAGCAACUGGGUUGCCCUCGGAUUCAUUUGAUGUUGUCUCCCUUGCAUAUGUGUGCCACGAGUGUCCAGCACGAGCAAUAAUCGGAUUAGCGAAGGAAGCAUUCAGACUACUUCGCCCAGGAGGGACCAUCGCUUUAACAGAUAACUCACCAAAAUCGAAAGUACUUCAGGAACUAUCACCCGUUUUGUUCACUCUGAUGAAGAGCACUGAACCAUUUCUUGAUGAGUACUACAUGCUGGAUUUGGAGGAAGCGCUGAGCCAAGCCGGCUUCGUCAAUGUCCAUUCCAUUCUGACAGACCCCAGGCAUAGAACAGUCACUGCUACUGUGCCCUACUGACUGGAUUUCGAAUGGAGUCUGCCCGAUCACUAUGUUUUGCAAAAGCAAAAUUUUGUGACCUCUUUAUUCAAUACUUGGCUAGUAGAAACAGACAAAAAUACUUAGUGGCUUGUACAACUGUCCUUGUAUGAUGAACUGAAGGGCCUACCACUACUUCAGUUGCAUACUUAUAUGGAUUGAUCAAUGCUAGGGCCAGCUUGUUAAUUAGCUGGUUAACCCCUUAA
Lolium rigidum is the source of this 1340-nucleotide messenger RNA. RefSeq lists its product as uncharacterized. The transcript is spliced from 8 exons. The record is from RefSeq and is a predicted model, not a curated record. The coding region runs from base 22 to 1116 and encodes 364 amino acids. Lineage: Eukaryota; Viridiplantae; Streptophyta; Magnoliopsida; Poales; Poaceae.